Molecule: messenger RNA, 891 nt
Organism: Lindgomyces ingoldianus
Lineage: Eukaryota; Fungi; Ascomycota; Dothideomycetes; Pleosporales; Lindgomycetaceae
Product: cytosolic Fe-S cluster assembling factor NBP35
Exons: 4
Coding region: 1-891 (296 amino acids)
Biological process (GO): iron-sulfur cluster assembly; mitochondrial respiratory chain complex I assembly
Cellular component (GO): mitochondrion
Molecular function (GO): 4 iron, 4 sulfur cluster binding; ATP binding; ATP-dependent FeS chaperone activity
Source: RefSeq, a predicted model, not a curated record
AUGAAACCGCGGUUAUUCUCCACACUACGGUGUCUUCAUCAUGAAAACCCCUUGGGUCUUCCACGGUCCGGCGCCCCGCCUCAGAUCCCUCGCAUGCAGAGAGGAUUGCCACAGAAGAGGGAUAUUAAAGAUGUGAAGAAAGUGGUAGCCGUGAGUUCGGCGAAGGGUGGGGUUGGGAAGUCAACAAUAGCAGUCAACCUAGCCCUCUCCUUCGCCCGUCGCGGCCAUCGCACCGGCAUCCUCGACACUGACAUCUUCGGUCCCUCGAUCCCCACACUCCUCAAUCUAUCCGGCGAGCCUAGGCUAUCGAACAACAACCAACUCCUCCCCCUCUCAAACUACGGCCUAAAAUCCAUGUCCAUGGGCUACCUCAUUCCUGAAGCCUCGCCCGUUGCUUGGCGGGGGCUCAUGGUCAUGAAAGCCCUACAGCAACUCCUCCACGAAGUCGACUGGGGCGGCCUCGACAUCUUAGUCCUCGACCUCCCUCCCGGCACUGGCGACGUCCAGCUCACCAUAACCCAACAAGUCCACCUCUCAGGUGCCAUUAUAAUCUCCACGCCGCAAGACCUCUCACUCAAAGACGCAACGAAAGGCGUAGCACUGUUCCGCAAAGUCAAUGUCCCGAUUUUGGGCCUCGUGAGUAAUAUGAGUAGUUUCGUGUGCCCGGGUUGUGGAGGUAAGCAUCCGAUUUUUGGGCCGCUGGGGAAGAUUAGGGAGAUGUGUGGGAGAAACGAUUUGACGCUGCUUGGAGAGAUACCGCUGCAUCCGAAGAUUUGUGAGGAUGCGGAUCGGGGGAAGCCGACUGUUGUUGCGGAUCCGGAUGGGGAAGAGGCGAGAAUAUUUAAUAGCAUUGCGGAUACUGUUGGGGAGUUGAUAGGGCUGGGGAAAUAA